AAACACUGCCCAGCGAGUGACGUGCAAGUGACAAGAAACCAGCUCCUAUGUCAGGAGGAAAUUGUUUUUUGUAGUCUUUUCCUCAUAAAUUCCACAAAUCAUGACGUCUGGGAAGGACACGAUGGGGGAGCAGCCUAUUUUCACUUGCAAAGCCCACGUUUUCCACAUUGAUCCAAAAACUAAGAGAUCAUGGAUGCCAGCCUCCAGUUCGGCGGUUUCUGUAUCAUUUUUCUAUGAUUCUUCGAGGAGCCUUUACAGAAUAAUCAGCGUCGAAGGCCAGAAGGCAGUCAUCAACAGCACUGUUACACCCAACAUGACUUUCACCAAGACUUCACAGAAGUUUGGCCAGUGGUCAGAUGUAAGGGCUAACACUGUUUAUGGACUGGGCUUCUCUUCUGAAGCUGAGCUGCAGAAAUUCAUUGAUAAAUUCAACGAAGUAAAAGAGGCAACCCGAUCGGCCAUCAGCAAAGUGACAGCAAAUGGAGGUGCGGCUGUGACGCCUGUCACCAGCGCCAAUGCCAGCCCCAUCACGGCCAGGGCAGCUAAUGCCACGUUAGAUCAGUCUGAUAGCUUACUGGAGCCACCUGGUGCGGCGGUGAUGCCAAUAAGCUCGUCACCAAAAACGACAGCAGUGGAGGACGACGUACCGCAUCCGCGCAGCCACUCCAUGUCCGGGGUGACCGGCAGUGACAGCCCCAGCCAUGGCAAGGUUGCCGGGGACAAGCAGUAUUCCGGAUCGAACCAUCCCAUAGAUAUGCAGCUCAAGUACGAGAACGAUAGGCUCAAAUUGGCGCUUGCUCAAAGUUCUGCAAACGCGAAAAAAUGGGAGAUAGAAUUGGCGACACUGAAGAGCAAUAACGCAAGAUUGACAAGUGCACUGCAGGAAAGCACAGCCAAUGUAGAUGAGUGGAAGAGACAGUUAGCGAGUUUGAAGGAGGAAAAUAUGAGGAUGAAGUCCAAAUAUCAAUCUGAUCUCGAAAAUAGUAAAGGAGGAGGUGAUAUUGCAGAUGAAUUGAGAAAAGAAAUUCAUUCGCUGAGGAUACGUGUAGAACAACUAGAAUCAGAACUAGAAGCGAAAAAUAGUGAAAUCAAAAUGCUGAUGUCCUCGAAUAAACACUCAGAAAUACAGUCGCUCCAGAAAGAAAACCACGAGCUCCAGAGCACCAUUAAAUUGGCCCAAGCAGAGCUGGAGAUUGCAUUGAGCGCCCAUGAAUCACAGAAACAAGUCCUCAUCACUCUAAACACUCAGUUGGCAGCUAGAAUCCACGAACUGGCCACCAUCCAUGAUGAAAUGUCAACGGCUAUACAGACGUGAGGCAGGUUGUUGUAGCAACGAUUGUACGUAGCAUACGUAUAGAAGGGAGGGACGAGGCUUGAAAAAGUGGGCGGUGCCUAUGCGGAUAGGUGGCGCGUGGAAGGCUGAGGCCUAUCGAACACUAACUGUGAGCGAAAAUCACAUCCAAAUUACUUAAUCCUACGGUGGAGAUGUUUGAAGAAUGUCUACUGACAACUUCAUUCUUUAUCGAACCUUGUCCAGCCGCUCUCAAGUGAAAAGGCUUAUAGUAUUAUCAAUCAAUACUAUUUAGUACUAUUAUUUGGUGAAACGAAAAUUCAUACCAUCGUCGAUUAAGGUAUGAUCCAGAUUAUUAUGUUAUAAAAAUGCCCUGAUGUUUCGCGAACCCGCGCCCUUAUUACGCAUUUGCGAUUGUCAGAUUGUGAUUUCUUAGGUUAGAUUGCAACUCUUUGUCAGAUUGCAAUUCUUGCAAAAUUCGUAAUGUCAACCAGCUAUCAGUAGGUUGCAUUAACUGUGUGUGUUACCUACUUUGAGAGAUUGUGGCGCCAGUAUAUUUUGCUGUCCCCAUCCAACCCUUUUCUGCUCAUGGAUAGCAUAUACGGUCAUAAUGUUUGCACAUCGGAAUCAAGCAGAUAAAAGCGAUCUUUGUACUCAGUCCUAUUUCCUCCGUCUCUUUUUGUUCCAAAAGUACUCCAUAUAAGACUACCACCAAAAAACCAUAGUAGUGAAAUAAGGAUUGCAUCUCUUUAGGGACAUAAAGCGGAUAUUGCGCCAUUUCUCUAGUGGCAUGUCAACUACCUGAAGAGAUUAAUACCUAGUAUCACCUGUAAAGAAAUAGUACAACUAUGCGCUGCAGUGUUGUCUUCCUGCUAUAGUAUAGAACUUACUGCCUAGAUCAUAGAAGCUAUAAAUGGUCCCAGUUAGUGCCAUUUUCGAAGUAGACGUUACAUUAAAGUCAAACAAAAUACACCAACAGCACUUAGUUGACGAUUAGGCAACACACACAGCUACUAAAAGUGGUCGAUAACUAGUACCUAGUUUAAAUGAAAGCGAGUGUUAAAUUGUGUCUGAAAAUUGUCAUCGCUAUCACUUUUAAUUACGUAAUCAGGGUGCGGGACUGUCAGAUUUGCGAUGUCUAUUUUGUGCAAGCCGGAAACAUUAUUGUGUUUAAUAAAGGUAGUAGGAUUCCUUUUGAUCCACUGAUGUACCACGCAUGUUAAAUUGAUGUACAUGGGCCCCUCAGAUGUCAAGCAGAGUUAGUGUUCUGCAUAUAAAUCGCGUCAAUGUUAUUUUAUUGAUGCUCAAUUUUUAUUUAUUUUAUAGUCCAGCCAUUAUAACAUUAGCGAAAUUUCAUCAGGUGUCAUUGUUUAACUAUAUACCUAUAACGACAGAUCUUCUCAUCCGCCAUUUUGAGUUCAUUCGAUACAGAGAUCAAUCGAUCCAGCUGAAUAUAUUUGAGAUGAUUAUGCUCAUACAGGUACAUCAUUAUGUACACUGUUGUAUAUGAUUCAAUCAAUCGUUGUCGAGUGGGUUUUCUUGAAAUGCUUAAAUCGUAAUUUAAAAAGGGAUGACAAGUGUGUAAGAAGUCGGAGCGCAAGGGAGGAUUUAGAGGGGGGCGAGGAGGUCUCACGCCCCUAUAGACGCUUAAGUCUGCCAGUGUUUUCAACAAUUAUGGUAUAUAUUACCGUAUUUUAGUGUAAAUAUUACCUUUCUAGACCUGAAUCGUGAUAUAUGCACCUCCUCCUAGACGAAUCUCACCCCCGCUCUACAAUUGCCACAAGAGCAUUUGCUCUCAGAAGCGAUACUUUAGUCACCGCCCCCCCCCCACCCCCCGCUCUUCAAUUUUUUAAGCUACCUCCUUCUGAGACGAUCGUCUUCCUAAACAUGAAUGUAGCGAUCAUCGCUGCGCCAUCUCCCGCCCCCUUAGACAAAUUUCUAAACCCGCCCUCUAUAAGUGUUCCGAGCUGGCACUCUGAGAUAAACAAAUAAAAUCAAAAUGGCGGUAGAAGUACUUCGUGUUACCACUGUUACCUGAAAUAGCAAUUUAUUUUUUAAGGCUUAACUGAAACGAUGACGCUGCUCAAAACUUGUGUGUUAUUUCAAUACGUAGGGUAUUUAAAAAAUAUUUGAUCAAAAAUGUCGGACACCAACGUGCCAUUUAGACUUACAAUUUGAAAUGCCAAAAUUAACGCACAUUUUUGGAAAAGAUUAAAAUGAGCUCAUACAAUCUUUUUAUGAGCAUAAAUCUUGAACAAUCAGCCAUCACGUUGUUUUGCAAAUUAAUAUAAAAAGAGCUUUGCCUAACUUUCGCCUUCUUGAAUCAUCGCAAAUUGCGUAGUAAAAAUUAUCCUGUCACUAAAAGUCUUUUUUAAUCAUCCCUCAUGUAUGUAGUUUUUAUUGGCAGGCCUCAUACCAAACAAAUUUAUAUCCACAUUAACUUUCGAAGGCAGCAACCAAAAAUAUUCCAGAUUUAAGCAAUAGAUAAAACUUCAUUCAUGAAUGAUUAUGUAACUGUCAACAUUUUUAUUCAGGUCGAAUUUAUUUUUUGAAACAAUAUAUUGCUGGUAUGGACUGAGGGAGCGCAAGCUGUUAGGUGUUGCUGUGUUGUAAUGAUUUGAAAAGUGGAUAAAAUGGGACUAUGGUUAUUACAAUCAGAUUAAUAAGUUUUAUGUCGACUUGGCACCUACGUCUCACUUUGACUUCUACGAUAAUUAUCAAAAUAGUCUACUCAAAACACAUUCGCAAUGAAAAUUACUAUUUCUUCAAAUUUCAGUUGAAUUGUAAAGAAACAGAGUCCUAAAAUGCAAACCGUUUUCCUCAUGCAGAAAUUUACUUUUGCAAUUAUAUAGAAAAAGGAAACCUUUGAUAAGAGUUAUUUUAACCCAUUAUAUUAGGGGAGCCCAGGAUGCUAAAUGGAAAUUCGUAGGAACCUAUAUUGUUACAUGGAGAUACUGGAGCGCGCUAGAUAUUGGUAGUGUAUAUGCCAAACGUUUCUAUGUUAUUGGAGAUAUUUUAGUCUGCCAGUUUUCAUGUCGUAUGGAAGGGUACAAAAUAGAAAAAAAAUUGAGGGGAUGUUAAAUAUUACCAGAAGAAGCUCCCAUUCAAAAUUCUGACGAUUCGGACGUAAGGCAGGCUCGGGGCGGCUUUUUGAAAAUGUUAUUUUGAAUUUGUACGCCUUUUGUACAGACGAUUCAGCGUCAUACCCGGGACUUGCCGACUCAUAAUCUGAGAUUAAGAGGAGGGAUUUUCUAAAUCUGGCAAUUUGAAUGAAGUUAUUUGUUUUUUUACAAAAUUGAAUUCUGUUGAAUAAAAUGCAUGGAAAAAUUACGCCAAUAAAAAUCACUUUUUUUUAAUUAGAAUAUAUAUAUAUAUAUUUAUAUGGGAAUGAUUACAUAAAAUGAUAAUUUUUUCAAACAAUUUUCUUUAAUCUUCAUCCUCAUCCGUCGAACCAUCUUGACGAUAUUAAAAUAUAUCUUAUUCUGGAGUAUCUCCUAGAAUAUCAAGUUUUAUGACCACAUCUUCAUAGGGUUAUUAUCGAUGAUCUUUGAAUUGUGUUAUUACUCCACUUUCUGACAAAUCUUUCAACCUUCAAACUUGCAAAUGUCAUCACUUGAUUUUUCAUUGGUUCGUGAAAUUUUUCUGAGUUUUCUGAAUUUAAAUUACAUUACAAGAAACAUACUUUACUUCACAACAUGAGAACGUCUUUCUUAGUGAGAAUCAUGUUUAUUUUUUAUCAAAUUUCCUCCAGUAUUUUUUGAAUCGAUGUGCACCUCAAAAAUAUUGAAAAACAGAAAAUAUUUUGCCACUACGUAAGUGAAAUAUAACGUACUUGAUUCAGAAAAUCACGGUUAUGCUGUUUUCAGGCUUUUUAACGAAUAAACGUUUUCUGAACUAGUUUUUCAAAUUCAUCAUUUCUAAAAAUAUCCAUAAAAACAUGCAUUGUUUUUACUUUAUUGGCGGUUAAAUCGAGGUUCGCAUAGUAUUUGAGAAGACAAGUAUAGUGUCAAUUUGAAAUUCAAAUUUUUCCCAGCUUCAAACCUCGCUUCAUCUAUCAAAUCCGCCUUUUUCUCAUCUACUUUUGACAGUUUGACCGCCAACCACACUAGCGCUGCCUAGCGGGAGCAACAUUGGACAUCGCUGCCAUUACUCGGAAAUCUUGUUAUUUUAUAUAUUGUGCAAUUUUUAUAUGCUAACUUUUUCUGUCCACAGUCAGAACAUGCAUUAUACCUUUUAAAUUUCGUUUAUUAAUCAUUAUAUUGAAAAAAAGAACAUGUUUUCUGUAAUAGCUCAUUAUCAAUAUUUUUAUCUACCAAGUCGACACUAGUAUUACAAUGAUUCGAGGAUAUUUUAGGUAUUUUUUAAUCACUGCCACAUAUUGAGACAUGAAAUAUCCCUGCAAUAAAACAUAAAUAUUUCGACAAAAUGUAGAAUUCUGAAAAUGUACAUAUCCAGAAAGUAUGACCUAAAAUUAUUACAAUUGAGGCCAGAAGUUUUAACUUUUAUAAACAUAAUUGGAUUAUAGUCUGUCAGUGCGGAUGGUAGAAAAUUUUAAAACACGCUUGUUGAAAUUAUAUCUGGCGAACAAAACGUAAGAUGCGAAUGAUUUAUUUACGGUUUAAAAGAUGGUUGCGAAUAUGCCUGUGUAGAGAGCAAUAGAAUAUGUAAAAUUUGUAAAAUGUUGCACACCGAUGGCAUUUUUUUGUAUGGAUGCUGUCAUAUUAUUUUUUCGAGUCAAUGUGAGGACUACCAUGACACCCUAAAGGCAUUAGUAAAGAUCAAUGAAGUAACUAUCUUCUGGGUUUCAAUGCUUCAAGUCAUAUAGAGUAGGUAUGUAUGUGAAUUGACCACCAAAAUAGGUGGGACAAGGUAGUGGGAAACACCCAAUCCGUGACAUGUCGGAUCAACUGAAGCCUGAGAAAGAUGCAAAUACUUUGCUGUCAUCAUUUUUCAGAUCAAAAGAGAAUAUCAGGUUGAAAUUCAAUUCAGAAGUUCUGAGAUUGAGAGAAAGAGCUAUGUUGAGUGACUUCCAUUGAUCAUUAGCUGUUGGCUAUUAAUCUCUUUAAGAGAAAACUAAAUGCUACCUCCGGUUUUCAUGACCUGUUUGAUGGAAGGGUGUACUUCAAACAAUUCACAAGUACACUGGAACGAGAAUUCGCUUAAUACCUGUGACUGGAGGGCAAAGCAAGCAUCAUGGCUAAGCGGCAACCAGUCAUCUGUGCCGUAGGCGGCUGAAAGACGAAUAAGAAUGUUUGUCUGAUAAUUUCAUGACCAAGUUUUAUUAAGAUAUAAUUUUAGUUUUUGAUGUAUGAGAUAUAAAAACUGAAUUGAAUAUGACAACGUCUGUACAAAAAUUACAGCUUUCAUUGAUUGUCAAAAGCAAUUGCCAUAGCGACUUUCAUUCUUAAACAUAUAGACCAAUUUGCUGCACGGGGAAAAAUGACGCCACUGUAGUAUCUCCUAUCAGUAGGCGAAAUUAUUUAGCGAAUUGGGAAUGGUAGUCGCCAGGAAUGUUUUUGAAAAGUAGUUUGGAAUCAACAUGUAAUCUGCAGCACAACAAUGCUUCAGUAGUAGCUUCAGGCUGAUAGUAUUUGACUAAGAUAACAAUUUGACAAUUUAGCAGCAGCUAGUUGAGUAUGAGUAAAAAACGUGCAUUUUGUGGUCAACUAGUUGUUGAUUUUUCUCGAACUGACUUGAUUAUCGAGAGAUAGAAUGUGCAAAUAGUUAUGUUUCAAAUUGUUUCAUUUUUUUGCCCAUUCAGCAAUAGAAGAUUGAAGCUUUCAUCCGAUAAGUGUUUGUGCAUAUAAGCAGCAUUAUUAUUUAUAAAGUACCCAAUUUGUUGUUCAUGAUGGAAAAAUCAACCAAAUUGCAACAUAUUUUCUUCACAGAUUCAAUUUAUUUAUUUUAUUUAUUGACGUUUUAUACGCUUGGGUGCUUACAAAGGCCAAAUAUAUAAGGAAUAGUACAAUAAUGCAGUCUACCUAAAAAAAUGUAGAAAACGUCAAUUCUAACAUAAAUAACUGUAAACAAUCACAAAUAAGUAAAGAACUAUCACAUCCGAAUAAGUCAAUAAAUAGGUAAAUAAGCAUUUUACACCACUAUAAAAGAUCCGGAAAAUUGUCAUCUAUAAAUUCUACAAUAGUAUAAAAUAUCAUACAUUAAGAUUUGACUUUAUGCUUUAUGCUAUGAAGGGCAUUGUAAGAAGAUGCCAUAGCAGUUAGAACCAUUUCUAGUUUCUUGUAGAUGAUUGGUCGAUAAACAUUGCAAUUUUUGCUUGACUUUUCUGUUAAUAAAGUGGAUUUUUAAAAACCUGAAUCUGUGCUGAGCUUGUUUGCUAUUCUAUCUUCCGAUACACUUAUUUAUUGUAUUAUUUUUUAUUUUUUAUAUUAUGUAUAGUGUCAUAUAAUUAAGGUUACAUAGGGAAAGUAUCUAGAAUGGAAAACUACUAACACAAUUUUUCUUAAUUGGGAAUUACGGAUGUUUUUAACUACGACUGAUUACAUAUUAAGAUUGCAUUUAUUAUAUAUAUAUAUAUAUUGUUUUGUAGUUUCUAUUUUGUACUUUAUAAGUAUGUCUAUAUGUGGAAUAAGCUUUAUCUUGGUAAUAUUAUCAUCGUCUGGUAUUUCGUACGUUAUAGCUUUAUACAAUGAUAGUGCAAAUAUUUGAAAUAUAAAGUAAGAGCGGUAAGUGUAGCACUGCCUAGUUAUUUUUUGUUUAUAUUUUACGUCGGUUGAGUAUGGAAUACUAGGCGAGAGGAUAGAAAGAGUGUGUGGAAAUUUUGGUCAUUGUUCAGUUGAAUGGAUUUUAAAAAUCCAUAUGUAUCCUUGUAAAUUCAUGAUAUUCGAAUAAGCAAUACCUAUGGUACAUUAUUUUUCGUUUUUUGUUUGAUGUAACAGAAAGCUAAAAUUUUGUUUCUUCAUAUCUAUAUUUUAUAAAGAACAGUUGAUAUAUCUGUCAGAACCUACCGAAAAUUGUAGGACUGCUAUUUUUAGAAGCAUAAUAAUAUUCAUGUUAUUGUGAAUCUUUCAUCUAGAAUGUUUAAUGCUUUGACAUGACAAAUGAUAUUGGUCACGUUCAGAAUGCAGCGCUUCUGAAGGGAGAUCUUACUGCGUUUACACUCAUGCAGUUUACCAUAUGCCAGAGCUGGGACAUAAGCAAAUGCGCUUCCGUAUCAUAGAAACACUGUCACAUUAUCUCUUCAAAGUGCUUCAUAAUAAUGAACGCGACCACUGAUUUUCUCUACUGUCACUGGUUUACUUUUGAAUUUUAUUUCAAGCAGUUUUGUGUACACUCUUUUAUAAAUAAUGUUGAACUUAUCCCGAUAGAAAGACUCUCUGAUGGUAGAUAUUCCGGAUAGAUAUUAUUAUUAUUUAUUACAUCGAUAUUGCAAUUAAAUGAACAAUAACCAAAUGGAAAGCGUUGGCCAAAGUGGUCGGAAUCUGAAAAAGUAUUAUCGAAUAUUUUAAUAAUUUAUAUAGGAUCGAAAAGGUGUUAUCCUUGAGAAGCUAAUACACUAUUGUAUCAUGUAAUUAUAGAUAGAUAGUACAGAUAAUAAAAUUGAAGAAUAUACUGAUUACAUAUAUAAGUACAGACAAUUGUUCCAAAAACGUACUAUACAGUAUACAGUAUCGUUGAAAUUGAUAUGUUUAUGUUAAAGACUAACAAUGCAAGACCAAAUUGUAUUAGAAUAUUCAGUUUUUAGAAAUAGAUAUUUCUGUACAACUAUGAUUUUAUCAUUUACUUUUUAAGAACGUACAAUAUGAAACGCUGUUGAGAAAAUUAAUAUAAAAAUUUCAAUAAAA
Messenger RNA from Acanthoscelides obtectus, 9093 nucleotides. NCBI's taxonomy places the organism in Eukaryota, Metazoa, Arthropoda, Insecta, Coleoptera, Chrysomelidae. The record is from the annotation of a GenBank genome assembly.